AUGCAGCAGCUCGGCGCCCCGGGGCGCUUCGACGACGAGAAGCUCCGCUCGACCUUGUCGACGCUCGUGACGGGCCCGGCACUGACGUUCGACGGCCACCGACUCCGCUACCCGUUUACGCUUCGCCCGACCGUGUGGCGCCACGUCCUUGCCGUCGCCACCAAGUGGCAAUCGGACGUGCUCGAACUAUACAUCUUGACGUCCGUGACGCUUCUGGACGUUCAUCAAGCCGGGCUUCUCGGUGGCGCUAGCGCCGGUCGCAUGUUCCGACCGUCCUUGCACUGA
This is a messenger RNA of Saprolegnia parasitica CBS 223.65, 285 nucleotides long. RefSeq lists its product as hypothetical. Bases 1 to 285 code for a protein of 94 amino acids. The transcript has 3 exons. The record is from RefSeq and is a predicted model, not a curated record. Lineage: Eukaryota; Oomycota; Saprolegniomycetes; Saprolegniales; Saprolegniaceae.